This is a messenger RNA of Fusarium subglutinans, 873 nucleotides long. RefSeq lists its product as uncharacterized. Bases 1 to 873 code for a protein of 290 amino acids. NCBI's taxonomy places the organism in Eukaryota, Fungi, Ascomycota, Sordariomycetes, Hypocreales, Nectriaceae. The transcript has a single exon. The record is from RefSeq and is a predicted model, not a curated record.
AUGAUGUUCCCCAACUUCGCUGCCGGCCUUGUUGCCGCUCUUUCUAUCUCCGGUGUCAACGCCGGUCUUUGCCGUCCUAGCUCGCAAACCAGCGCGGCUGUUUCGUCUGGUAGCACUACAGCUAAGACUGGAUCUGAGACUUCAGCCACGCAAACUGUUGUUGGUACCACUACCACGAGUGUUGGUUCCGAGACAACCACCACUGCCGAGGCUGGCGCUGAGACGACCACGAGCGUUGAGUCUGGGUCUGAGACUACUACUGCCGAGACUGGAUCUGAUACCACUACCGUUGUCGUGGUCUCUGACACCACCACCGCUGAGACAUCCUUGGCCACUACUACCAUCCUCACCACCUCUGGUAUCGAUACCACCACCGACCUGACCACCUUCAUCACCCUCACCGCUGCCGACACAACCACUUCUGAGCUGGCAACAACCUCUGCGUUCGUUCCAGCUGAUCUCUUCCCCUGCGUCACCAACGAAGACUGCAAUGCCUUCGUUCAGCUCUGCGAUGCCGUCCGCUGCGGCUGCAUCAACCGCAAUUGCGAGCAACUCACCGGCACCACCACCACUGCUGAGCCUACCACCACCGCAGCUGUCGAUGAGGAAACAACCACUGCUGCCGCGGAGGAGAACACGACCAUCGACGCAGUUGAAGAGCCUGCUACAACUACUGAAGCCGAGAUAAUCGUCACUGAGACGGCAAUUGUUGACCGCCGUCGCGCUCCCGCUGGUUCUGUGCCCGAGGGUGCUUACUACUGCGAUGUUACUGAGGACUGUGGCGACAAGACUGACAUUGAUGGAUACAGCUGCGAGGUCCUUGGAUGUACUUGUCUUGAGAACUCUUGCGUUGCCGAGGUGCCCAACCUCUAA